AUGUGUCGCAAAGCUACCUGUGCUACCUGCCAAAAAUCAACAUGGUUUGGCUGUGGCAGCCACGUGCCGUCUGUUAUGGAUAGCAUUUCCGAGGAUGAACGCUGCAUUUGCGAGCCGAAAGUUGAGAAGGAUGGGAAGACGUACCCGCCUAAGGCUACGCAG
Molecule: messenger RNA, 162 nt
Organism: Lachnellula hyalina
Lineage: Eukaryota; Fungi; Ascomycota; Leotiomycetes; Helotiales; Lachnaceae
Exons: 3
Source: RefSeq, a predicted model, not a curated record